AUGCCUUGUUAUGCUAACACUAUAGUAAAGAUUAAACAUGUCCACCAAAAGGAAAGUAAUAACCAAAUGAUGCCAGUAUGGGCAAUUAGAACAUAUCCUAUGGGUCGUGAUGAUAAUGAAAUUGAAUUGACUAUUUAUGUGCCUGUUGACUCUGCGGAACGUGAUCUGGAAACUCAAGCAAUCUUCAAAAGGGAAGAAUGUUACUCUGUUAGAGGAAAAAUUAUUCCAUCAUGCUAUACUGGAAUCACAAGAUCAAAUAUGACUGUAUCGACUUCUACUUAUUUAACUAUUAUUGAUAAGGGAUCUAUAUCAAAUAAAUACCCCUUGAAAGUUUCCUUAACAGGGACUCCACAAGAUAUGCCAACAGAAAUUAAUAAUACUAAUGGCAUCGUUGAAAUAGUUAUGACUGACUAUGUUAAUAAUACUGAAGAUAACUCAGAAUUGAUUAAUAAUUCUGACACUUCUGACAAUCACAAUAAAGAAAAAACUAAAAAAUCAACAAAAAAUAUUAAAAAGUCUCAAAAGACUACUACACGUAGCCAGAAAAAA
Messenger RNA from Scutellospora calospora, 549 nucleotides. NCBI's taxonomy places the organism in Eukaryota, Fungi, Glomeromycota, Glomeromycetes, Diversisporales, Gigasporaceae. The record is from the annotation of a GenBank genome assembly.